GCAAGAUGGGUCUCUACCGCGUCCGCGUGUCCACCGGGUCCUCGCUCCACGCAGGCUCCAACAACCAGGUGCAGCUGUGGCUGGUCGGCCAGCACGGGGAGGCGGCGCUCGGAAAGCGCCUGUGGCCGGCGCGGGGCAAGGAGGCAGAAUUCAAGGUGGACGUGCCGGAGUUCCUGGGACCGCUGCUCUUUGUGAAACUGCGCAAGUGGCACCUCCUUAAUGAUGACGCGUGGUUCUGCAACUGGAUCUCGGUGCAGGGCCCCGGGGCCAGCGGGGACGAGUUCAGGUUCCCAUGUUACCGCUGGGUGGAGGGUGAUGGAGUCCUGAGCCUACCCGAGGGCACUGGCCGCACGGUGGUAGAUGACCCCCAAGGCUUCUUCAAGAAACACAGGGAGGAGGUGCUGGAAGAGAGAAGGAAGCUAUACCGGUGGGGUAACUGGAAGGAUGGGCUAAUUCUGAAUGUGGCCGGGGCCGGAAUAGGUGAUCUCCCUGUAGAUGAGAGAUUUCUGGAGGACAAGAGAAUUGACUUUGAGGCUUCGCUGGCCAAGGGGCUGGCAGACCUAGCUGUCAAAGACUCUUUAAAUAUUCUGACUUGCUGGAAGGAUCUGGAUGACUUCAACAGGAUUUUCUGGUGUGGCCAGAGCAAGCUGGCUGAGCGGGUGCGGGACUCCUGGAAGGAGGAUGACUUAUUUGGGUACCAGUUUCUCAACGGCACCAACCCCAUGUUGCUGAGGCGCUCCACUCGCCUUCCUGCCCGCCUAGUGUUCCCUCCAGGGAUGGAGGAGCUGCAGGCCCAGCUGGAGAAGGAGCUCCAGGGAGGCACGCUGUUUGAAGCUGACUUCUCCCUGCUGGAUGGGAUCAAGGCCAAUGUCAUCCUGUGUAGCCAGCAGUACCUGGCUGCCCCUCUGGUCCUGCUGAAGCUGCAGCCUGAUGGGAAACUCUUGCCCAUGGUCAUCCAGCUCCAACUGCCCCGUGAAGGGUCCCCUCCACCACUGCUUUUCCUGCCCACGGAUCCCCCGAUGGUCUGGCUCCUGGCUAAAUGCUGGGUCCGUAGCUCUGACUUCCAGCUUCACGAGCUGCAGUCUCAUCUUCUGAGGGGACACUUGAUGGCUGAGGUCUUCGCUGUGGCCACCAUGAGGUGCCUUCCAUCGAUACAUCCUAUCUUCAAGCUUAUAAUUCCCCACCUGAGAUACACCAUGGAAAUUAACAUCCGGGCCAGGUCUGGGCUGGUCUCCAACAUGGGAAUUUUCGACCAGGUGGUGAGCACAGGUGGGGGAGGCCACGUGGAGCUGCUCAGGCGAGCUGGACCCUUUCUGACCUACAGGUCAUUCUGUCCCCCUGAUGACCUGGAGGACCGGGGGCUCCUGGGCGUCAAGUCUUCCUUCUAUGCCCAAGAUGCCCUGCGGCUCUGGGAAAUCAUCUUUCGAUAUGUGGAGGGAAUAGUGAAUCUGCAUUAUAAGACGGACGGGGCCGUGAAAGAAGAUCUUGAGCUGCAGACCUGGUGUCGAGAGAUCACUGAAAUUGGGCUGCUAGGGGCCCAGGACCGAGGGUUUCCUGUGUCCUUAGAGUCCCGGGACCAGGUCUGCCACUUUGUCACCAUGUGCAUCUUCACCUGCACUGGCCAGCAUUCCUCCGUCCACCUGGGCCAGCUGGACUGGUAUGCUUGGGUCCCUAAUGCACCCUGCACGAUGCGGCUGCCCCCACCGACCACCAAGGAUGCGACGUUGGAGACGGUGAUGGCAACACUGCCCAACGUUCAUCAGUCUUCUCUCCAGAUGUCCAUCACUUGGCAGCUAGGCAGACGGCAGCCCGUCAUGGUGGCUCUGGGCCAGCAUGAGGAGGAGUAUUUUUCGGGCCCUGGGCCCAAGGCUGUGCUGAAGAAGUUCAGAGAGGAGCUGGCUGCCCUUGAUAAGGAAAUUGAGAUCCGGAAUGCAAAGCUGGACAUGCCCUACGAGUACCUGCGGCCCAGCCUGGUGGAAAACAGCGUGGCCAUAUGAGCGCCCCAGGCCUUUGGUUGUUUCAGCCCCUUCUACCCAAGCCAUGACCCCACCCCUUAGUGCUCCCUGUCUUGCUGUCCCCAAACUCCACCCUCCUCUUAUCUCCCACCCUCCUGAAGAGUCACCUUUUCAUUGUCUAUGCCCACAGUGGACAGAUUUUACCCUAGAUGCACUACCUGGGGGCCUCAUUCCCCCUUCCUCCCUGCCUCUCUUCCUCCCUCUCUUCCUCCCUCAUCAUUCAGAUCUUCCCCAGGACAGAUAACAGCUGUGGGUAUAUACACUGUUUCAAGAGUAGAAUAGGGUAAUAAAACAUACCGCUUCACACCUUUUAUAAUUUUGAAACUAAAUCAAGUUUAACAACAACAAAAAGAUAUUUUAGACUAACAAAAGAAAAGAACUAAGAUCCAAUUAUCCUAAGUAAAAUAUUGGCAAAAGAAUAUGGCACAUCUUUCUAACUGGAUGUUAUUUACCACCUGAUGGAAUUUGCCGCCUGUCCUGAAGCCAGACACAACACAGAGCAAACCGUUUCAUUUCACGGCCCACUUAGACAGCGAUAAAUGGACGUAAACUGGUUAAACUGAGGGAGCUGCUCCCAGCCGGCAGGUAUCUGGCCUUGGGGUUUUGCCUGAGAGAUCCCUAUCUAUAACCCAUUUGCACUUCACCAUUUGGGAAGCCUCAAAUAAUAGUAAGGAAUCUCAUGAUUAUUUUAGUGAAUGAAAACAAAGGAAUCAAUAAAAUCCAACUUCUGUAUCUG
Molecule: messenger RNA, 2751 nt
Organism: Equus quagga
Lineage: Eukaryota; Metazoa; Chordata; Mammalia; Perissodactyla; Equidae
Product: polyunsaturated fatty acid lipoxygenase ALOX15
Exons: 14
Coding region: 6-1997 (663 amino acids)
Biological process (GO): linoleic acid metabolic process; lipid oxidation
Cellular component (GO): cytosol; plasma membrane
Molecular function (GO): protein binding; iron ion binding; arachidonate 12(S)-lipoxygenase activity
Source: RefSeq, a predicted model, not a curated record